AAGCCCCCUUUCCCGAUCCUCGUCGCCAGGGCCGGCCGGGCUCGGCUCCGGGGCAGCCCUGCCGUCUGGCAGGAGCCGGGGAGAGACAUGCUGUUUUGUUUAAAUCCUCCACAUUCUUUGCCAUUUCCCCAUUGGCCGGAUGGGGCUACCCUCCCCACCGCGGCCGCUGCUGAUGUCAGCCUCGCUGGCGCUCGCUCCUCCCGCACCCACCUCCCCGGCCCGAGGCACACUGCAGCUCCGCGCGGACUCUCCGGCCCCGGCGCGGUGGCUGCAAACUCGCGGGCACGCACGGCGCGCGGGGAGCCGAGGUACUCGGGGGAGGGGACGUGCGCGGAAGGCGCCAGCUUCCUAUCGCCCGCCCCUCGCCGCCGCGAGCUCAGGUUGGAGGAACCCCGGGCCCUAGCCCGACUGAGCCGGGCGGCGGCAGCGGCGGCGGCUUCCUUUUUCUCCCGCUGCGAGCCCUGGAGCGCCUCGGGGACCGGCCCUAAAAAGAGCAGGAAAUCUUGUUUACCGCCCGGGGAGAGGAGUCGAUCAAGCCUUUGUCUGGAAAGUCAGCAUCUCCAGCUCCGGCUGCAAUGUGUUCCUGGUGACAUUAGCAUUGGCAGACCCGCCGGAGAAGGGGGGGGGGGGUCGCCAGGUUCAUGUCUGCUUUCGGAGGCGGAUCGAGCGGGUGACUUUUGUGCAUUCGUUUUAAUUUUCGGAAAUCUCUCUUUUUAUCUCCCCGGCCCGCCAGCGGGCAUGUCCUGAUCCGGCGGCCGCUCCUACCGCCCGGGGCUACCGAUUUGAGCGGUUCCCAGCGGGUCUCCCUCCUCCCUCCCUGGUCCCUCCCAGACUUUCCAACACCGCGUUCCGGGAGGACCGAGCUCGGCGAGGAAGAAGGCGGGGGAGCCCCGAACACCCGGACCCGAACCUUGACAUGCUCUCCGGCGGAGGGGAGGAAAACAGGAGCUGAGCGCACCGCCGGGGCUGCUUCGCCGGCCGGCUCCGAGCGCAGGGCUCCGGGCGCCCUGCCCUGCGCCUGGGCGGCAGCUUUGUUGGUUUGGGGGGCGCCCCCCGCUUCCCGCCCCAGGGGCGCGCGGCCGGCAGGACCAUGCUGCUGAAGGAAUACCGGAUCUGCAUGCCGCUCACCGUGGACGAGUACAAAAUCGGACAGCUGUACAUGAUCAGCAAGCACAGCCAUGAACAGAGCGACCGCGGAGAAGGGGUGGAGGUCGUCCAGAAUGAACCCUUUGAGGAUCCUCACCAUGGCAACGGGCAGUUCACCGAGAAGCGGGUGUAUCUCAACAGCAAACUGCCUAGCUGGGCUAGAGCUGUUGUUCCCAAAAUCUUUUAUGUUACAGAAAAGGCUUGGAAUUAUUAUCCCUACACAAUCACAGAAUACACAUGUUCCUUUCUGCCGAAAUUCUCCAUUCAUAUAGAAACCAAGUACGAAGACAACAAAGGAAGCAAUGACCGCAUUUUUGACAAUGAAGCCAAAGACCUAGAGAGAGAAGUUUGCUUUAUUGAUAUCGCCUGCGACGAGAUUCCAGAACGUUACUACAAAGAAUCGGAGGAUCCCAAGCAUUUCAAGUCCGAGAAGACAGGACGAGGACAAUUAAGGGAAGGCUGGAGAGAUAGUCAUCAACCCAUCAUGUGUUCCUACAAGCUGGUGACCGUGAAGUUCGAGGUCUGGGGGCUUCAGACCAGAGUGGAGCAAUUUGUACACAAGGUGGUCCGGGAUAUUCUGCUGAUUGGACAUAGACAGGCUUUUGCAUGGGUUGAUGAAUGGUAUGAUAUGACAAUGGAUGAUGUUCGGGAAUACGAGAAAAACAUGCAUGAACAAACCAACAUAAAAGUUUGCAAUCAGCAUUCCUCCACUGUGGAUGACAUAGAGAGCCAUGCCCAAACAAGUACAUGACAAUGGAUGAAGUCCGAGAAUUUGAACGAGCCACUCAGGAAGCCACCAACAGGAAAAUUGGCAUUUUCCCACCUGCGAUUUCGAUCUCGAGUAUCCCCCUGCUGCCUUCCUCGGUCCGCAGCGCCCCUUCU
Mustela lutreola (European mink) is the source of this 2028-nucleotide messenger RNA. It is a transcript of the gene PITPNC1, whose product is annotated as phosphatidylinositol transfer protein cytoplasmic 1. The coding region runs from base 1091 to 1897 and encodes 268 amino acids. Gene Ontology annotation, biological process: phospholipid transport. Gene Ontology annotation, molecular function: phosphatidylinositol transfer activity; phosphatidylinositol binding. NCBI's taxonomy places the organism in Eukaryota, Metazoa, Chordata, Mammalia, Carnivora, Mustelidae. The record is from RefSeq and is a predicted model, not a curated record. The transcript has 10 exons. Gene Ontology annotation, cellular component: cytoplasm.